AAGCGUGAGCUUCCCUCCUCUGCUUUCUUAUGAACCCAGGAUGAGCAGCAAAGAAGACCCCAGCAAAUGCUGUCCGGCGGCUGCUCCCAUCUCCAGUUUCACCAUCCAGUCCAUCCUGGGCAGCAGCAGCUCCGACCCGCCCCGGGAAGCCGGUGGCAGGGCGGCCGCCUGGCCCUCCCGCAGCCGGACCCUUUCCCUCUCCUCGGAAGACGAGGAGCCGGAGGAGAGCUGGAAACACCGCAGCUGCUUUUGCCCCGAGGCGCAGGGUCCCGCAGAGGCGUGCCACAAGCACCAGUCCCUCAGCUUCACCUGUAUCGGCAGCUCUAAGGGGAGCGGAACGGCGGGCAGCGGGGAUCGGGGAUCCUUCCUCUCUCCCCCCCAGCAGCAGGACUGUAAGGAGGAGAAGGAGAAGACGCUGGGACCUUCCUCGCCCUCCUGCGGGGACCAACAACGAGACGGCGGGGACCGGCAGGCCGGAGCCGCCAAGAAGAAGACGCGCACGGUGUUCAGCCGCAGCCAGGUCUAUCAGCUGGAGUCCACCUUCGACAUGAAGCGCUACCUGAGCAGCUCGGAGCGGGCCUGCCUGGCCUCCAGCCUGCAGCUCACCGAGACCCAGGUGAAGACCUGGUUCCAGAACCGCAGGAACAAGUGGAAACGGCAGCUCUCGGCCGAACUGGAGGCGGCCAACAUGGCCCACGCCUCGGCGCAGACUCUGGUGGGGAUGCCGCUGGUGUUCAGAGACAAUUCCCUCCUCCGAGUGCCGGUGCCCCGUUCCAUCGCGUUCCCCGCCCCUCUCUACUAUCCCGGCAGCAACCUCUCGGCCUUACCGCUCUACAAUCUCUACAACAAGAUCGACUAUUGAGCGUCCCCGCGCCGCGCUCCCCUUCCCCGCGGCCGUCCCGUCGGGGCAGGUACCGGGGCCGGUACCAGGAGCGGGGGCGCCGCGUGUUCUCUGAGCGGACUCUGCCCAUCUCUGCAGCGAGGACAGAGGAACGAAACUGACGGGAGGGACAGGCAAACGGAGAGCCCGGGGCACGGUGGGGAGCACCCCCCUCGCUUCCCUCCUGCUGUCCUGCCACUUGAAGCCAGAACAAAAGCUAAUAAUAAAAGAGAAGGAGCUAUUUCAGAUCUGUACAUAUUUUUAA
Molecule: messenger RNA, 1145 nt
Organism: Pogoniulus pusillus (Red-fronted tinkerbird)
Lineage: Eukaryota; Metazoa; Chordata; Aves; Piciformes; Lybiidae
Gene: HMX2
Product: H6 family homeobox 2
Exons: 2
Coding region: 41-862 (273 amino acids)
Biological process (GO): regulation of transcription by RNA polymerase II
Cellular component (GO): nucleus
Molecular function (GO): DNA-binding transcription factor activity, RNA polymerase II-specific; RNA polymerase II transcription regulatory region sequence-specific DNA binding
Source: RefSeq, a predicted model, not a curated record